Molecule: messenger RNA, 1428 nt
Organism: Macadamia integrifolia
Lineage: Eukaryota; Viridiplantae; Streptophyta; Magnoliopsida; Proteales; Proteaceae
Product: serine/threonine-protein kinase-like protein ACR4
Exons: 1
Coding region: 1-1110 (369 amino acids)
Biological process (GO): protein phosphorylation
Cellular component (GO): plasma membrane
Molecular function (GO): protein kinase activity; ATP binding
Source: RefSeq, a predicted model, not a curated record
AUGGGCCGGUUGUCUUAUCUCCUAUUUAAGACCCUUCCAGCUUCCCUUUUCCCUUACCUCUUUAUAUACUUCUCAACACAAAGGCCUACCAGCAGAGAAUCAGAAAAGGUGAGUCAUGGCCGCAUAAUAGCAUACGAUGUGGUCUUAGCUCUUAUUGCUACAGCUUUGGUAGUUCUUGGUAUCCUCUUCUUCAUCUUAUUUUGCAGGAGAAGACAAGUGGAUUCAGAAGAAAAUCUCCCUGUCAAGCGUUGUGCCCAUGCUUACCCCUUAAUUGAAGUCGACGCCGCCACGGACGGCUUCAACCAACGGCGAGUAAUUGGAAAAGGUCGACUAGGAACAGUAUAUGUGGCAGUCAUGGCCAGUGGGGAUGUAAUUGCUGUGAAACGGAUCAAUCCUUGGCUUGUUUUGAGCAAUCCUGGCUUUGGGUUCUCAUCAAUAGUGAAGUCUCUUUCAUUAGCUCAACAUCCUCAUGUUGUUCCCAUCAUUGGAUUCUCAGAAGCUCCAGGAGAGAGAAUUAUGAUCAUGGAGUUCAUGGGUAUGAAGAGCUUGGACUUCUAUCUACACGAAAACAGCGGCAGUGCUCCGCUUUUAGACUGGUGGCGCCGCUUCAGUAUUGCAGCCGGGGUUGCAAGAGGAAUUGAAUACUUGCAUGAAGGGAUGGCACCCCAUGUGGUACAUGGAAGUGUGAAGCCUUCUAAUGUCUUGUUUGAUAUGAAUUUUUGUCCUAGAGUUUGUGACUAUGGGUUAUCUUUCUUGUCAUCCAAAGAGAGGGGAGGCCUCGUGGGAUAUGUAGAUGAUGAGUAUUGGAAGGAGGGAGGGGGAGUUUGUAAGGCAAGUGAUGUUUAUGGGUUUGGAGUUGUUUUAUUGGAGCUUUUGAGUGGGAGGAGAUGUCAAGAAGGGUUGCUUGUUGAGUGGGCAUUGCCCUUGAUUAGGGCUAUGAGGCUUGUUGAAGUUUUGGACCCUAGACUUGUACUUCCUGCUGACAUGAACCAUUUAGCUAGAUUAGCCAAGGUUGCUUCAGCUUGUGUUGGUAAUACUAGAAAAAACAGACCCACCAUUGUUCAAGUGGCAAUUAUUUUGAAUAGUUUGGAGAUGGAGUUGUCUAUUUGAUCAAUUGGGUCUCCUCAAAAUGAGCCAAGAUUUAUAAUUGCUUACUUGGGCUUAAAGGCCAUGGCACAAGUUGGUGAGGCGCGAGUGUCAGUCAUGUCUAAUUGCUAGGUUUUGAUCAGAUGCCUCUCCUCUUCUUCGAUUUUGUACUCGCAAGAUUGUCACCUAUGUAAAGGAUAUCUUUUUGUUGAAGACUAUUUUUUUUUUUUUUUUUUUUGUAAUCUUUGCAAUUUUUUCGUCUUGUAAAUAGAUCUGCCAAUAUUGCUGUCCAUUCUAUUUCUAAUGUCCAUUUCUUACCCGAGGUUUUGGGUGUCUUCUUUU